Molecule: messenger RNA, 4721 nt
Organism: Ilex paraguariensis (yerba mate)
Lineage: Eukaryota; Viridiplantae; Streptophyta; Magnoliopsida; Aquifoliales; Aquifoliaceae
Source: the annotation of a GenBank genome assembly
UUGCUGCCAAUGUCCUGCUAUUAAUCCUACUACUACCAUCAUUCUAAUCCUGCCGUGAUUGAUUUACCAAAAAGUGAACAAUCAAUCACAUGGAGAUAAAUGCAUCAUUAGUUCUUUUCCAUGGUGAAACAAAGGUCCGUCGCCAAUACAAGAUCUACAGCAGAAGAUGCUUAGUGAGGAAGGAAACGAGAGGUAGGUGAAAGAUGUGGCAAGGAAGUGCUCCAGCAAGUCAAAUUUCGGAAAGCGUAGAAAAAUUCAAGGAGGAGUAGAACAUUAAAAAUGGUGAGGCAGGCUGAAUAAGCUGACUCUGACUGACAAUAUGGAACUGGACGCCUUUGUUUGACUACAAUAUAAGCGUGCGUGGGCAAAAUCCUUCCGUUAAUUACUCUUAUUUUUAUUUUUAUGCUUGCUCUACAAGGAAGUUAAGCUGUGCCAAGUACACAUUAUUAUUAAUAGAGUUGGGAGUUGGAGUUAGUUGGAGUUGUUGGAGAGAUAGAGAGAGUCAGAGUCGGCGGACAGACUGAUCCGAUCGCACAGAUUUCCAAAAAUUAAAACAGAAGAAAGUAGAAUAGGAAAACACAAAGAGCUUGGGAACUAGCCAGCCAGCCAGCGCUCUGCCCAGAUCCGGCCGGAAUACUUUUGCUGCAGUCUUCCCUGCCCUCCCCACCCCCACCCCCACCCUUUUCUUUGAGAUCAGACUCUGUGUCUGUAUUUAGAAUCAGAUGGCCGAGCAAAACGGCCAGGAUGCCCAUACAAACAUGGGUGAGAAGGCCGCCUCCACAUCAAACAGCCAUGCGCUGGAAACGACAAGCUCAGCCACCAAUGCAAGUCAUCAGGAUUCCGAAAGCACCAACACAGUUCCAUUUAGCAAGCUUUUCUCAUUUGCUGAUUCCACUGAUUAUAUUUUGAUGAUCGCCGGUACAAUUGGUGCCAUUGGUAAUGGGUUGUGCUUACCCCUCAUGACAGUACUCUUCGGUGAAUUGACUGAUUCUUUUGGACAAAACCAAAAUAACGGUGACGUGGUUCGAGCAGUUUCCAAGGUGGCACUGAAAUUUGUCUACUUGGCUUUGGGAGCCGGUGGGGCAGCAUUCCUCCAGGUGGCUAGUUGGAUGAUCACCGGAGAGAGACAAGCAGCACGAAUAAGGAGCCUUUAUUUGAAAACUAUUUUGAGACAAGAUGUUGCUUUCUUUGAUAUGGAAACAAAUACAGGAGAAGUUGUCGGGAGAAUGUCCGGUGACACUGUUCUCAUACAAGAUGCCAUGGGUGAGAAGGUUGGGAAAUUUAUACAACUGGUGUCCACAUUUCUGGGAGGCUUUGCGGUAGCUUUCAUCAAAGGGUGGCUUCUUACACUAGUAAUGUUAUCCUCUAUUCCUCCCCUCGUGAUCGCUGGCGCAAUUAUGUCCAUCUUUAUAUCGAAGAUGUCAACUGUUGGGCAAACUGCUUAUGCAAAGGCAGCCAUUAUAGUCGAACAGACAAUUGGUUCAAUCAAGACGGUUGCAUCAUUUACGGGGGAAAAGCAAGCUGUGACUAAUUACAACAAGUCUCUUAUAGAUGCUUACAAAUCGAGUGUCUACGAAGGCUUUGCUAGUGGAUUUGGUCUUGGAGCAGUUAUGUCUAUUAUGUUCUGCAGUUAUGCAUUGGCUAUAUGGUUUGGUGCAAAAAUGAUACUGAAGAAAAACUAUACAGGGGGUGAAGUGCUCAAUGUAAUUGUUGCUGUUUUAACAGGUUCCAUGUCUUUAGGACAGGCAUCUCCAUGCAUAAGUGCAUUUGCUGCAGGUCGAGCUGCAGCAUUCAAGAUGUUUGAGACUAUAAGUAGAAAGCCAGAUAUAGAUGCAUAUGACACCAGAGGAAAGAUAAUGGAUGACAUUCAUGGGGAUAUAGAGCUAAGGGAUGUCUGCUUUAGUUAUCCGGCUAGGCCAAAUGAACCAAUAUUCUCUGGAUUCUCUCUUUCAAUUACGAGUGGCACAACUGUAGCUUUGGUUGGACAGAGUGGAAGUGGAAAGUCAACGGUGGUCAGUUUGAUAGAAAGAUUUUAUGAUCCACAAGCUGGUGAAGUUCUUAUUGACGGAAUUAAUCUCAGAGACUUCCAACUUAAAUGGAUCAGGGAGAGAAUUGGUCUUGUCAGCCAAGAACCCGUGUUGUUUACAGGUAGUAUUAAGGAUAAUAUCGCCUAUGGGAAGGAUGACGCUACUAUUGAUGAGAUCAGAGCAGCAGCUGAGCUUGCAAAUGCUGCGAAAUUCGUCGAUAAGCUACCUCAGGGACUAGACACCAUGGUUGGUGAGCAUGGAACCCAAUUGUCAGGUGGGCAAAAGCAAAGAAUUGCCAUAGCCAGAGCAAUUCUAAAAAACCCACGAAUUCUCCUUCUUGACGAAGCAACAAGUGCGCUUGAUGCAGAAUCAGAGAGAAUUGUACAAGAGGCAUUAGAUAGGAUUAUGGUCAACAGAACAACAGUUGUGGUUGCACAUCGUUUGAGCACAGUGAUAAAUGCCGAUAUGAUUGCAGUGAUUCAUCAAGGAAAGGUGGUUGAGAAAGGCUCACAUUCAGAACUACUCAAAGAUCCUGAUGGAGCAUACUCUCAGCUCAUUCGUUUGCAAGAAGUGAAUAACGAUUCAGAACAAGAUGCAAAUGACAAAGAAAAGUCAGAAAUUACUACAGAAUUUGGUAGACAGUCAAGUCAGCGUAUGUCAUUCUUGCGUUCCAUAAGUCGAGGAUCGUCUGGAGUGGGAAAUAGUAGCCACCACUCACUCUCUGUCUCAUUUGGUCUGCCUACAGCGCUUAGUGUUCGUGAAGCUGGCUUAACAGAUCCUGAAGUAUUUACCCAAGAAAUGUUAGAAAAGACUCCAAAAGUCUCACUAAGUCGUCUUGCCCAUUACAACAAGCCUGAAAUACCGUUGCUGAUAUUGGGAUCUGUAUUUGCUAUCAUUAAUGGUGCAAUAAUGCCACUAUUUGGUAUUUUACUUUCUAUUGUGAUCAAAACAUUUUAUGAGACACCACAUGAACUUAGGAAAGACUCAAAAUUCUGGGCACUAAUGUUUGUAGUCCUUGGAGUGGUAUCAUUGAUUGCCUAUCCGGCAAGGACGUACUUUUUUGCUGUGGCUGGGGGUAAAUUAAUCAGACGAAUAAGAUCGAUGUGCUUUGAAAAGGUGGUUAACAUGGAGGUCAGUUGGUUUGAUGAGCCCGAGCACUCAAGUGGAAUGAUUGGUGCAAAACUGUCUACUGACGCAGCUACCAUACGUGCUUUAGUUGGGGAUGCACUCGCACAAAUGGUUCAAGAUGCUACAUCAGGGAUUACCGGUUUGGCCAUUGCUUUUGAAGCAAGUUGGCAGCUGGCACUUAUAGUUCUCGCUUUGUUACCUUUGAUAGGAGCUAAUGGAUACGUUCAAAUUAAAUUUAUGAAAGGGUUCAGCGCAGAUGCCAAGAUGAUGUAUGAGGAAGCAAGCCAAGUUGCUAAUGAUGCUGUCGGGAGUAUACGGACAAUUGCUUCUUUUUGUGCAGAAGAGAAAGUGAUGGCAAUGUACAAAAAGAAAUGUGAGGGCCCUUUGAAGACAGGGGUAAGGCAGGGGUUGAUUAGUGGGAUAGGGUUUGGUGCAUCUUUUGCCUUGCUAUUUUGUGUCUAUGCAGCUAGUUUUUACGCGGGAGCCCGGCUUGUUCAGGAUGGCAAAAUAACUUUUUCAGAUGUUUUUCGUGUUUUCUUUGCUCUGACCAUGGCAGCUCUAGCAAUUUCCCAAUCUAGCUCUUUUGCUCCAGAUUCGAGGAAAGCCAAGGUUGCUGCCGCAUCAAUAUUUUCCAUUCUAGAUCGUAAAUCAAAAAUAGACCCAAGUGAUGAGUCUGGGACAACAUUAGAGAAUGUGAAGGGAGAAAUGGAACUACGACAUAUAAGCUUUAGGUAUCCAACUAGACCAGAUGUCCAGAUUUUGCGAGAUCUUUGCUUGACCAUUCAUAGCGGCCAGACGGUAGCAUUGGUUGGCGAAAGUGGAAGUGGAAAGUCGACAGUGAUCUCAUUACUGCAAAGAUUUUAUGAUCCCGAUUCAGGUCACAUCACACUUGAUGGAACUGAAAUUCAAAAGUUGCAAUUGCGAUGGUUGAGGCAGCAGAUGGGGCUUGUGAGCCAAGAACCAGUCUUGUUUAAUGACACAAUUCGUGCUAACAUUGCCUAUGGAAAAGAAGGAAAUGCGACUGAGGCAGAAAUUAUAUCUGCAUCAGAGUUGGCAAAUGCCCACAAGUUCAUUAGUGGGUUGCAACAGGGAUAUGAUACCGUAGUAGGAGAGCGAGGCAUCCAGUUGUCCGGUGGACAGAAGCAGAGAGUGGCCAUUGCACGAGCUAUAGUGAAGAAUCCAAAGAUACUACUUUUGGACGAGGCUACUAGUGCACUAGAUGCUGAAUCAGAGAGGGUUGUUCAAGAUGCAUUAGAUCGAGUGGUGAUGAACAGGACAACAGUAGUGGUGGCUCAUCGAUUGUCCACAAUUAAAGGAGCGGAUGUAAUUGCUGUGGUUAAAAAUGGAGUCAUAGUAGAGAAAGGGAAGCACGACACUUUAAUUAACAUCCAAGAUGGUUUCUAUGCCUCGUUGGUUGCACUACACAUGACCACCUCAUCUUAGGUUUGUUUUUAUGUUCUCUAUUUUUCGGCUUUUUGAAUGUAAGUCUAUUCCUGCUAAAAAUAAGUGCAUUCUGGAAUACUCUUGGUGGUAUGGAAAGGCCAGCUCUUUGUUGAACUACUUUCC